Triticum aestivum (bread wheat) is the source of this 669-nucleotide messenger RNA. Its product is annotated as mitochondrial amidoxime reducing component 2-like. The transcript has 7 exons. Gene Ontology annotation, molecular function: catalytic activity; molybdenum ion binding; pyridoxal phosphate binding. The record is from RefSeq and is a predicted model, not a curated record. Bases 1 to 669 code for a protein of 222 amino acids. Lineage: Eukaryota; Viridiplantae; Streptophyta; Magnoliopsida; Poales; Poaceae.
AUGAUACUGGACUACCUGCAGAGACUUUACAGAAACGACGCUGAGCUCUGGUUCAGGUGGGACCGGCAGUGGGUGGUGGUGAACGCCAAGGGCAGGGCCCUCAUGCAGCGGGUGGAGCCCAGGAUGGCGCUGGUGGAGGUGGAGUUGCCGCCGCCGGCCUUCGACGAGGACUGGCAGCCCGCCCCCGACUCCUGCUUGGUUAUAAGAGCACCCGGGAUGGACACAGUGAAGGUCCCUCUUGCUACGGAACACGCCACGCUUGACGACGUCUCCAUCUGGGAGUGGUCUGGUUCUGCUUAUGAUGAAGGAGCUGAAGCAGCUGAAUGGCUCUUCGCCUAUUUCGGGAAGCCAAGUCGGCUCGUGCGGUUUAAAGAAGAGUCCGAAAUCAGGCCGACUAAUCCUGAGUAUGCUCAAGGCUACAAGAUCACCUUCACGGAUUGCUUCCCGUUCCUGAUAUCAUCCCAGGGCUCACUGGAUGCACUAAAUGAGCUUCUUAAAGAACCUGUACCAAUCAAUCGCUUCAGACCAAAUAUUUUAGUGGAUGGAUGCCACCCGUACGCAGAGGAUCUGUGGAAAACCAUAAAGAUAAACAAGCUAACAUUUGAUGGUGUGAAGUUAUGCGACCGUUGCAAGUCAUUUUCUGAAAAGAAACAUGAUACUAACAGAUAG